GGCCCACCUGCCAGGAGCCGCUGAGUGAAAAGGAGAACAAGGGAGUAGCCGAGAAAGGGGACAAGCAGCAGUCAAGCAGCGGAAGGCGAGAGGGUCGGGGCGCGACGAGGCCACCAUGAGCACUCUCAAGUUCUGCCGCGAAUGCAACAACAUGCUGUACCCGCGGGAGGACAAGGAGACGCGCACCCUCCUCUACGCGUGCCAAUCUUGCGAGCAUGAGGAGAUUGCCACUGAUACUUGUGUGUACAAAAGGGUUAUCCGUAAGCCUGUUGGUGAACCCAAAGAUGUCCUGAAGGAUGCAGCAACUGAUCCUAGUCUUCCUCGCACCAGAAGUGUUAGAUGCUAUAACUGCAACCAUCCAGAAGCUGCUUUUUUUCAGGCCCCAACUUCGGGAGAGCAAGCCAUGACACUGUACUUCAUCUGCUGCAACCCAAGCUGCGGCCACAGGUGGAGGGACUGAGAAGGGUCUGGGUCUGCUAAAGCAGGUCAUAGAAGGAUCACUCCAGAAAGCGUAGUAGUUCUUGGCAUGAGCCUUCAGUCCUUCAGAAGCAGUCUGUGACUGGAUCAGUCCUUCGGAAGCUGUCUGUGACUGACCUUGAUCCUUCAAAAGCGUAGUAGUACUUUGCUACAAACCUGCCGUAUUGCUAGCCUAUCACAUAAAUAUUGUAGGUACAUGUUGUGUCUUCAACUGACGUUUGUUGGAAGCUUAUAAGAUGUAACUUCAUAACAAAACAAUUGUUAGGCUGGACACAAAUUUUACAGUCGAGCUCCGCUAUGAACCAGAAACAGCUAGGGACUGCAGUCGUUAGCCAGCAGCUGCGGCAAAUACAGUAACCUGCACGCAGCAGGACCGUUGCUUA
Messenger RNA from Sorghum bicolor (sorghum), 860 nucleotides. Its product is annotated as DNA-directed RNA polymerases II, IV and V subunit 9A. The coding region runs from base 116 to 460 and encodes 114 amino acids. The transcript has 4 exons. Lineage: Eukaryota; Viridiplantae; Streptophyta; Magnoliopsida; Poales; Poaceae. Gene Ontology annotation, molecular function: nucleic acid binding; zinc ion binding; DNA-directed RNA polymerase activity. The record is from RefSeq and is a predicted model, not a curated record. Gene Ontology annotation, cellular component: RNA polymerase II, core complex. Gene Ontology annotation, biological process: transcription-coupled nucleotide-excision repair; DNA-templated transcription; transcription initiation at RNA polymerase II promoter.